AUGGCUUGCGAUCUGGCUACUCUCCCAGAGAUGAGAGUUCCUUCUUCGAUGACUCUUGAUGAGAUCGACCAGUUCCUUGCGCCUAGCCACUUCUCUGUGGGCUUGGAUGACGACGACCUCACGCUGAUGAAACACUUGACCGAUUAUAAUAAAAGGGCCGCGAACAAUUUCAGCCCUCCGGAUGUUGAAAGCGUACUGCAGACUCAGACCAUAAACCCUGCACUUCUCGAUCUCUCUCGCAAUGAGUCUUCACCAGAUGGCCUGCUGCAGAGUGGCAUGGGCAGCCCAGCAGCUCCUGAUAUCGCAGAUGUGCCCCAAAUGACCACUUCUCCAACCGGCCCUGCCUUUUUGAGUUCCUCCAACGACCCCUUCUUCGGAAGUUCAUCGCCCUCGCCUUCGUCUCCAGGGACUCCUUGCCCGACGCCCAGUCUGAUCCGGCAGGGUCGUUUGCAUACGCGAAGCCCUGAAGUACAGCAAGUUCAACAACAAGAGGCCAUGCACUACGCCAAAUCCAAGCAAAACACAGAUAGACUGCAGCCGGCUUGUAUGCCACCUCCUGCAAUCCCAGCUAGUAGUAUGAGCCAGAAUCCACAGAUGCAUCAUGUCGGACGUCUACCUACUUCGCCAUCGCCAACCAACCCUGAAAUGUGGAUCCACGCAGCCGGAGACCAAUUCCCAAUGGGCUAUCCUCCACGAGUCCCCGCGCCAGGUCUGAUUGUCGCAAGGCGCCCCGCAGCAAGGGAAUAA
This is a messenger RNA of Penicillium chermesinum, 747 nucleotides long. RefSeq lists its product as uncharacterized. Lineage: Eukaryota; Fungi; Ascomycota; Eurotiomycetes; Eurotiales; Aspergillaceae. Bases 1 to 747 code for a protein of 248 amino acids. The transcript has a single exon. The record is from RefSeq and is a predicted model, not a curated record.